Molecule: messenger RNA, 1508 nt
Organism: Electrophorus electricus (electric eel)
Lineage: Eukaryota; Metazoa; Chordata; Actinopteri; Gymnotiformes; Gymnotidae
Gene: dcun1d2a
Product: DCN1, defective in cullin neddylation 1, domain containing 2a
Biological process (GO): protein neddylation
Cellular component (GO): ubiquitin ligase complex
Molecular function (GO): ubiquitin-like protein binding; cullin family protein binding; ubiquitin conjugating enzyme binding
Source: RefSeq, a predicted model, not a curated record
UUUGCAAGUGGCCUGUCGCAGUUGAGCAUGUGUCCUCGGCUACAGGCUAACAAAUCUCAAUGCUUGCUUAACUUGCUUAAUAUGUUUGUUGUAACUGAAAAUUGUAACUUAGGUGUUUGAUUGGUAAAACCCGAGUGCCUGAUUAACACUAUUUACUGUUUUCUUACUACUUACUGCCUACUCCUGUCUUAUGUCUCUGAAUGUGUGCAUUUUUGCCUCUCAGUAUAUUUGCUUGUCUUUGUUUGUACACACUGUUGAGUGUCUUUCUCCGUUUGUCAGAGUGUAUGACUGAGGACCUGUCCUCUGUGUCCGUGCAGCAUAAGCUGAAGUCUUCACAGAAGGACAAAGUUCGCCAGUUCAUGUCCUUCACACAAGCAGGGGAGAAGACAGCUGUCUACUGCCUUACUCAGAAUGACUGGAAACUAGAAGUGGCCACUGACAACUACUUCCAGAACCCAGAUCUAUACUUUAAGGAAUCCAUGAAAACCUCAGUAGAUAGAAAGAAGCUGGAGCAGCUGUACAACAGAUACAAAGAUCCUCAGGAUGAGAAUAAGAUUGGGAUUGAUGGAAUACAACAGUUUUGUGAUGAUCUCAAUCUGGACCCAGCCAGCAUAAGUGUUUUGGUAGUCGCCUGGAAGUUCCAUGCAGCAACACAGUGCGAGUUCAGCAGGAAAGAGUUCCUUGAUGGCAUGAUGGAACUAGGGUGUGACAGUUCAGAGAAACUCCGGAUUGCGCUGCCUCGACUUGAACAGGAACUGAAGGAUAGUGGAAAGUUUAAGGACUUCUACCAGUUUACAUUCAAUUUUGCAAAGAAUCCUGGACAAAAAGGUUUAGAUUUAGAGAUGGCAGUUGCUUACUGGAAUCUAGUUCUGACGGGCCGCUUCAAGUUUCUUGACCUCUGGAAUACAUUUUUGUUGGAGCACCAUAAACGAUCAAUUCCCAGAGAUACAUGGAACUUACUUUUGGAUUUUGGCAACAUGAUUGCAGAUGACAUGUCAAACUAUGAUGAGGAAGGAGCAUGGCCGGUCCUCAUAGAUGACUUUGUGGAGUUUGCCCGGCCAAUCGUGACUGGAUCAAAGCACAGAACUCUAUAGACCUGACUCUGCUGUAUGACAGUGAUUUAACAGGGUGAAUAGAUCGGAUGCACUUUCAAAGCCAGAGACCCUCGGACAGAGCAGCAUGCAGCUCACACCACCAGCACAAAGCUUGUUGCCAUUGUAAAAUAGUGUAUCUACUGUAGUGGUAUGUACAGAGAUAAAUAUUAUAAAUAAACAAUAUUUUAUAAAAUAUGAAAAAAUGCAUUUAUAUAAAUAUGUGUGGAAGGUGAUUUUGUGUAAAGAAUAACUUCUUCAAUGCCUUGGUAUCACGUAUAGUUUCAUUUUAUGUAUUACACUAUCUGUUCUCUUGCAGACUCUGGUGUGACUGCAAUGCCAUUCAGUGUUUCUCAUAUUUGUUUACCAAUUGCCAGAAUUAUGUUAAACAAAUAAAUUAUUUACCUCUAGGUAAAA